AACAAGUUUUAAUCUUGCUUCUCAGUACUAACAUGGGCUAAUCUGUAGAAGCAGCUUAUUCCAGUGUCACCCAGGGUACAGCCACACAAGGCUCUGCUGAAGGGUUUUCUUUUAAAUGUAACACUUUGUCUUUUCUUCUUAAAAAGUACCUGAGAAUAUUUACAUUACAGAUAAACAGUACAUGGUGGAAAAUUCUACUUUCAAGAGGGCUUAUUCUCUUCUUACAAGUCAUAGGACACAAGACAACAUGAAGGAGUGUGUGCUCCUAGUAUUCUUGGCUUUGUGCUCUGCCAAACCCUUAUUUCGCCCUUCGUACAUGAUGCUGAAGAAUAUGAUGCUGAAGGACAUGGAAGAUGAAGGUGAUGCUGAUGCUGACAACUCUCUUUUUCCAACCAGAGAGUCAAUUAACCCUUUCUUCCCAUUCAAUCUGUUUCCAAUCUGUCCGUUUGGAUGCCAGUGCUACUCAAGAGUUGUACACUGUUCUGAUCUAGGUUUGUCCUCCGUCCCAAGCAACAUUCCAUUUGAUACUCGAAUGCUUGACCUUCAAAACAAUAAAAUUAAGGAAAUCAAAGAAAAUGAUUUUAAAGGACUCUCUUCACUUUAUGCUUUGAUCCUCAACAACAACAAGCUAACAAAGAUUCACCCAAAAGCCUUUCUAACCACAAAAAAGUUGAGAAGACUAUACUUGUCCCACAAUCAACUAAAUGAAAUACCACUUAAUCUUCCCAAAUCAUUAGCAGAACUCAGAAUUCAUGAUAAUAAAGUUAAGAAAAUACAAAAGGAAACAUUCAAAGGAAUGAAUGCUUUACAUGUUCUGGAGAUGAGUGCAAAUCCUCUUGAGAGCAACGGAAUUGAGCCAGGGGCAUUUGAAGGGGUGACAGUGUUCCAUAUCAGAAUUGCAGAGGCAAAACUAACCUCAAUUCCUAAAGAACUACCAUCAACUCUAUUAGAGCUUCAUUUAGAUUUUAAUAAAAUUUCAACUGUGGAACUGGAGGAUUUUAAACGAUACAAAGAUCUACAGAGGCUGGGUCUAGGAAACAACAGAAUCACAGAUAUUGAAAAUGGAAGUCUCGCUAACAUACCACGCAUAAGAGAAAUACACUUGGAAAACAAUAAACUAAAAAAAAUCCCUUCAGGAUUACAGGAGUUGAAAUACCUCCAGAUCAUCUUCCUUCACUCUAAUUCAAUUACAAAAGUGGGAGUGAAUGACUUCUGCCCAACAGUGCCAAAGAUGAAGAAAUCAUUAUACAGUGCAAUAAGUUUAUUCAACAACCCAAUGAAGUACUGGGAAGUGCAACCUGCAACAUUUCGUUGUGUUUUGAGCAGAAUGAGCGUUCAGCUUGGGAACUUCAGAGAGUAAUAAUUAGUAAUUCCAUUUAAUGUAAAAUAAAAAAUUGUUACAUUUGGGGUACUUGAACUCUAUUAAUAAUGUUAGUGUUAUGCUCAGAAGUAAAAAUCUAUUCCCAUGUGGUACAUCCAGUGACUUAUUUUAGGACAAAAAUUGCAUUGAUUGCAGUUUUCUCUUCCAUACAAGUGAUUUUGCAUGUAUUUCAUUUUUGAAAAUUCUUCCUCAAAAAAAGAAGACAUUGAGUAUUUAACACUUUGUUACUAAGUAUAUUUUAAAAAGAACUGUACUGUAAAUGGAAUGCUUGACACUUAGCAAUAUCUGUGCUCUUUCGUUUGCUGUUAAAAAAAACAAAAUUAACAAGGGCAGUGACAUGAAGAGUGCAUUAUACUAUUCUUAUUUUUUCUUUAAUAACUCGGAUAGUACUGUAAGAUUUCUAAAAAUGUUAAAGUAUGGUUUGAUAUAAUCAUUCAAAUUAUCAUGUCUUAGGGCCUGUCUUUGUUUAAAACUUUAUAAUAAAACCUUCAGUAAGUAUUAUGACCAACUCCACAGAUGCUAUUCAUAAGAGCUGGUUUUUGAGCUAUAGCAUGUGCUUUACUUUUUAAAUUAUUAUUAUUCAAUUAUAAAACCUCUAUAAAAUGCAUAGUUGAGUGUUCAUAUAAAACCUGUAACUCACAACUUUUAUUAUCACAGUUAUUAUAAGCUUUUAAUAGUAUGUCAAUUCGUAGGUAAUGUAACAUUGUCACCUCAGUGCUAAUGGAUAUUUUCAAGACAUUCCUUUAUAAGGUCUUGUUUGGAAGAGUCUAGGCACUCUAAAUUCUACAGAAAUUGUCUCCUAAAAUAUGCACAGACUGGAUAACUCUGAAAAACACAACUGGUAUAACUAAACAGGUACUGCAUUAAACAAAACACAAAGAAACUAAAAGCUCUGAAAAAAGCAAGAGUAUUUUAUGUAUUUUUCAUUGGUAUUCAACAUAAGUAAAAGUGGAAAAUCAGGAAAACAUUAAAAAUUGGUUUGAAAUAAAA
Molecule: messenger RNA, 2371 nt
Organism: Phyllostomus hastatus (greater spear-nosed bat)
Lineage: Eukaryota; Metazoa; Chordata; Mammalia; Chiroptera; Phyllostomidae
Gene: ASPN
Product: asporin
Exons: 8
Coding region: 182-1360 (392 amino acids)
Molecular function (GO): protein binding
Source: RefSeq, a predicted model, not a curated record